Macaca mulatta (Rhesus monkey) is the source of this 3163-nucleotide messenger RNA. It is a transcript of the gene GRSF1, whose product is annotated as G-rich RNA sequence binding factor 1. Gene Ontology annotation, molecular function: RNA binding. The record is from RefSeq and is marked provisional. NCBI's taxonomy places the organism in Eukaryota, Metazoa, Chordata, Mammalia, Primates, Cercopithecidae.
CGCUCCACUCGCGCUGCAGCCGCAGCUGCCUACAGGCCCCACGCCGCCUCCGGAGUCCAUGGCCGGCACGCGCUGGGUACUCGGGGCGCUGCUCCGGGGCUGCGGCUGUAACUGCAGCAGCUGCCGGCGCACUGGCGCCGCCUGCCUGCCCUUCUACUCUGCCGCUGGCUCUAUCCCGUCUGGCGUCUCGGGCCGCCGCCGCCUCCUGCUGCUGCUCGGGGCCGCCGCGGCCGCUGCCUCCCAGACGCGUGGCCUCCAGACCGGGCCUGUGCCUCCCGGGAGGCUGGCGGGGCCUUCCCCUGUGGCCACCUCUGCCGCGGCGGCGGCCGCCGCGGCCUACCCUGCCCUCCGUGCCCCUCUGCUGCCGCAGUCGCUGGCGGCGGCCGCGGGCCCGACGCGUAGCUACAGCCAGGAGUCCAAAACUACUUACCUGGAAGACCUUCCACCACCGCCUGAGUAUGAAUUGGCCCCAUCCAAGUUAGAAGAGGAAGUGGAUGAUGUCUAUCUCAUUCGAGCUCAAGGACUGCCCUGGUCAUGCACUAUGGAAGAUGUGCUUAACUUUUUCUCAGACUGCAGAAUCCGCAACGGUGAGAAUGGAAUACAUUUCCUCCUAAAUAGAGAUGGGAAACGAAGGGGUGAUGCCUUAAUUGAAAUGGAGUCAGAGCAGGAUGUGCAGAAAGCCUUAGAGAAGCACCGCAUGUACAUGGGCCAGCGGUAUGUGGAAGUGUAUGAGAUAAACAAUGAAGAUGUGGAUGCCUUAAUGAAGAGCUUGCAGGUCAAAUCUUCACCUGUGGUAAAUGAUGGUGUGGUUCGUUUGAGAGGACUUCCUUACAGUUGCAAUGAGAAAGACAUUGUAGAUUUCUUUGCAGGACUGAAUAUAGUUGACAUUACUUUUGUGAUGGACUACAGAGGGAGACGAAAAACAGGGGAAGCCUAUGUGCAAUUUGAAGAACCAGAAAUGGCCAACCAAGCCCUGUUGAAACACAGGGAAGAAAUUGGUAAUCGAUACAUCGAGAUAUUUCCAAGCAGAAGGAAUGAAGUUCGAACACAUGUUGGUUCUCAUAAGGGAAAGAAAAUCACAUCUUCUCCUACUGCUAAGUAUAUAACUGAGCCAGAAAUGGUCUUUGAAGAACAUGAAGUAAAUGAGGAUAUUCGACCCAUGACAGCUUUUGAAAGUGAGAAGGAAAUAGAAUUGCCUAAGGAGGUGCCAGAAAAGCUUCCAGAGGCUGCUGAUUUUGGAACUACGUCUUCUCUGCAUUUUGUCCACAUGAGAGGAUUACCUUUCCAAGCCAAUGCCCAAGACAUUAUAAACUUUUUCGCUCCACUCAAGCCUGUUAGAAUCACCAUGGAAUACAGCUCCAGCGGGAAGGCCACUGGAGAAGCUGAUGUGCACUUUGAGACCCAUGAGGAUGCUGUUGCAGCAAUGCUCAAGGAUCGGUCCCACGUUCAUCAUAGGUAUAUUGAACUGUUCCUGAAUUCAUGUCCAAAAGGAAAAUAAGACUUCAGGGGCUCCAGAUAAUAAGGGUGAAGCAAGAAGCAUUUCAUUUGCACAUCUUUCUUGGACGUGGGAUAUACAGUUCCAGUUUAUUAGCAGCAACUGCUAGGGAAAUGAUUUUGGUGUUUUGGGUUAAUUGCUUCUAAGAAAAGUUUCAUAGUGGACUGCUUAGAAGAAGAAAUGAAAGAUCCAGUUUGGGAUUAUGAAAUAAACCACAAAUUAAAAUUUUUGUUUAAACUGUCCAGGAUCUGAUUUAAAAAUAUAGUCUUUGUUUUAUAUGAUUAAAUGGUUUGUUUUCGUAGAUGAUAUGUUACCCAUUGUAAAGACUACAUAUUCAGCAGUGUUCUUUAAACGCUUUCAUUUAAAAAGUAACUUUUUUUUUUUUUUUCCUGUGAAUUGAGUGCUCUGAUGUAAAACUUCUCAUGGGGUAAAACAGUGAUUUAUUUUAACCAAACAUUCACCAAAGCAAAGAAGGGUUUCAGACCUUUGAACUGGUAUGGUUUGGCAGAAUGGUUUUAAAUUUUGCUGUAUUUGAUUACUUAGAGAUAGGAAUUUUAAAAAAUCAAAACAAAAAAUAAAUACCACAACUUAGUGAGUGUAAAUGACAAUUUGGUGGUUUUAUGUCUUUAGAAAUGUUUUGCCUUUCUAAGCCUUGUGCUAAAGGCGUUUAACGUUGGUGCCUAUCUACUUAGGGGGCAUUCUAGUCUUCAAAGUUGUCUGAACUGUCCCACCCUGGCGUUUUUUGAUUUGGGGUAAACCUAAGGGUGUUUGUUAGUCUCAAAACUGUGAAGUGACAUGUCAGAACAGUCCAGACUGGUAAGAAAAUUAAUGGCUUCACUUGAAUUUAAACCAGCUUUAGAUAGGAAAAAAACCAGUCUCCUCAUUUGCUUUUUCAAUGGAGUAGUACAUCCCAUAUUUUAGAACAAGUAGGGGUGCCUUGCUUAAAUAAUAGCAUUUAAUGUAUAAUUGUGUGAAGGGUUUAUGGAUAAAGCUGUACUUUUGUCACAAUGUGGCGGUACAUUCUGCUUUAAUAUUAAAACAGCUUGUAAUUUAAAUAUUGGACAAAAUGGCUGGCUUCAAAAUAUAGUCGUUAAUAAACUAUGUGCACCUGUGUAGGAGAAUCAAAAUCCUGUACAGUUUCUUUGCCUUGUUCCUGUUCUCAGGGUGACGACUGCCACCAGGAGAUGCAAUUCUAGUUCUUAAAAUUAAAUUUGCCCAGAUUUCUGACAGGUGAUAUCUGGAAGAGAGACUAUAUCUUCUCUUAAUACAGAACCGUCUUUUGAUUACCAGCUAAGAUGCAAAAUCACUGUACUGUAAGUAGUCAAUAAAUGAAGACUUGUUUCAGGCCGAAGAUUACCUAAGAGUAUUAUUGGAGUGUGUGAGUCAACUAUGAAUAUAUUAUUACCUCAAGUCCUGGUAUAUUAAUAUAAGUAGUAAGGGUUAAUUUUCGUGUGUGUUCUUUUAAAUCCUGUGAACGUGACUUAACCAGCUUAACAUCGUCAGUAGUACUACUUAGAUGGAAAUGCGUUUUCAUAUAUGGUUGAAUAUGCCAAGCCUUGAGAACUGGCAUCCGUAGUUGUACGAACUGUUAGAACGUGAUCUUUGUUUCUCUUUCACAUUUGGUAUCUAAUUUGCUGUGGAAAAGAUCUGUGGGGUCUACUGUGAUUG